CACGCGAUCGGACACGCGCUUGUAAGAUGAUUCUCAGACGUGCUGAAGUGGGCCCGGGGCCACAAUUACUUUUAAUAUCGUUGGGCGUUUUGGUGUGCUUUCCUGCUGCUGUGGACUGUUUUGUAGGGCUGCCGUUGUCAACUAAACCGGCCCGACUCUGGCCGCAGCUAUUGCUACUCGCGGACAACGCCACCGUACCGCCCAUCGUCCGGCGGGUCGUGCCGGGCGACCAGUGUGACCGGCAUUGCGUACCCGGGGACCCACCGCUUACCUGCCACUUUCGCUGGAAGCUGGAAAACUACGCCACCAUGGGCUCUGCCUGCUGGGACUGUCGUCUCGGUAACCGAGCGCACUGCUUCCAUCCGCAAUGCAUCACCGCGAACGGGCUGGAGCGAGGCGUAUUCGCCAUCAACCGGCGCGUGCCGGGACCACCGAUACACGUCUGCAAGCACGACUCCAUCGUGGUGGACGUGGAGAACCAGCUCGAGGGUCUCGGUUCGACCAUCCACUGGCACGGCUUUCACCAGAAGGCAACGCCCUGGAUGGACGGUGUGCCGAUGGUAACGCAGUGCCCCAUACCGCAGGACACCACGUUCCGCUACCAGUUUACGGCCGUGGAAGCGGGCACCCAGUUUUAUCACUCACACGCGGGUUUCCAGAAAGCGAACGGCCACUACGGUAUGGUGGUGGUGCGCGAUCCGAGCGACCUCAACCAGGCACACUACGACUACGAUCUGUCCGAGCAUCGGAUCAUCAUUGCGGACUGGACGCUCGACAUGGUGGAGAAGUGGGUGCCCGGCAUCCAGACCGAUUCGAUGCGCGUCGACUCCAUCCUCAUCAAUGGCCGCGGGCGGUACUUUAAUGAAACGACCGGCACUCGAGCGGACGCCCCACUGACCGUGUACCAGGUGGAAUAUGGCAAGCAGUACCGCUUUCGGUUGAUCAGCAGCGGCAGCCAGUACUGUCCGUUUCAGAUGCAGAUUCAAAACCACAGUAUGCUGAUCAUUUCGACUGAUGGAGGUACUGUGCAGCCCCAACAUACGGUAGACACACUCGUAUCCAUCUCUGGUGAACGUUAUGAUUUCGUACUGACUGCCAAUCAACCGCCAGGCAACUACUGGGUGCGUGUCCGCGGCAUCGGCUUCUGCGAUCAGAUGCGGGUGGAAGACUUUGCCAUCCUGUCCUACCGCACGCCGGAAACGGCCAUCCCGGCCGCUGGCCUAACGGUGGAGCAAACGCUGGCCUACCCGACGGAACCGAUGCCGACGUACGAUGAGCCGUAUCCGGAUGGUAUCGUGUUUAACCACCAGACCGCACCCUGCUACACGCCGAACGAUACGUACAUCUGUGCGGCGGACCUGGAAGCGUACGAGGUGUUCCGCGACACCGGCCUCAUCGAUGCCGUGCCCGAUCGUACCUUUUUCCUGGGAUUUCACGUCAUCGAGGCGAACAAUAGCUUGCUCUUCUCGGACCGUGGCACCAGCCAUUACGCAACUGUCCGGGAGGGCUUUAACACGAUCGGUGCUACGAACAUGAUCAGCUUCGUGCCGCCCUCCUUCCCGCUGCUGAUCCAGCCCGAGCUGAUAGUCGACGAGAAUGCCCAGUUCUGCAACGUCAGUCAUCGGCCGGCGUACUGCACGGACGACCAUCUGUGCUUCUGCACCCACCGGAUGAAGGUGAAACACAACGACGUCAUCGAGAUCGUGCUGUACGAUACGGCCGAGGUGCGACAAAAGUUCUACCAUCCGUUUCAUCUGCACGGGCAUCGAUUUAUAGUGACCGAUUCGGGCAGCUUCCCGAGCGACAUCCUUACGGAUCAGAUUGCCUACCUGCGGAAUCUACGCACCGUACGGCGCCCGAACGCCCACUGCCCACCGUACAAGGACACGCAGUCCAUCCCGAACCGGGGCUACGUUAGGAUACGGUUCCGGGCGGACAAUCCGGGCUUCUGGCUGGUGCACUGUCACUUUGAAUGGCAUCUGGCCGACGGUAUGGGGCUGGUGCUGCAGAUUGGCGAACCGGACGAGAUGCUCAAGCCGCCGGCCAACUUUCCACGCUGCGGUAGCUUCGAACCACCGGUGGAUACUGGUGGUGACGCGCAAGGCACCAACGGUACGGUUGCCCGUAAUGCGCUGUGAUCCUUAAUUUAUCGCCAAAGCUUAUGCUAUAGUGUAUUUCUCAGUGUCUGUGUAUGUGUAUGUCUAUCUAGGGUAGGAAUAAAUUUUGAAUUUAUCUUCCAAAA
This is a messenger RNA of Anopheles arabiensis, 2242 nucleotides long. Its product is annotated as laccase-2-like. The transcript is spliced from 10 exons. The coding region runs from base 27 to 2138 and encodes 703 amino acids. The record is from RefSeq and is a predicted model, not a curated record. Gene Ontology annotation, cellular component: plasma membrane. Gene Ontology annotation, molecular function: copper ion binding; oxidoreductase activity. NCBI's taxonomy places the organism in Eukaryota, Metazoa, Arthropoda, Insecta, Diptera, Culicidae. Gene Ontology annotation, biological process: iron ion transport.